AUGUCGACCAAAUCUGCGAAUGACAAGCUAUCCGCUCUGAGGAGCUUGAUGCAAGAGCACAACGUCGGUGCUUAUGUGGUACCUUCUGAAGAUGCUCAUAUGUCCGAGUACACUGCCCCGGUCGAUCAAAGACGAGAGUACCUCACUUCGUUCACUGGUUCUGCCGGUACCGCAAUCGUGACCAAAGAUGAGGCUAGGUUCUGGACCGAUGGUCGAUACUUUCUCCAAGCCGAGAAACAGCUUGGAAAAGAGUGGAUCCUGAUGAAGUCGGGCAUGACAGGCGUGCCGACUUGGCAACAAUGGCUGAAGAAUGACCUCCCAGCGAAAUCCCGGAUUGGCAUGGACCCGACCAUUCUCGCCCACGCUGAACACAGUUCCCUCACUAAAUCCCUCUCGGAAGGCAACAAGUCUUACAUCGUGGCGAUUGAUGACAACCUUGUAGACGACGUUUGGGGAACUGAGAGACAUCCUCGGCCUUCUAACCCUGUCAUACAAUUAGAGGACAAAUACGCCGGGGCGAGCGUCGGAUCUAAAUUGACAAAGUUGAGGGAACUCCUCAACCAGGUCGGAUCUCCUGGAAUCGUCGUGACACAGUUGGACGAAGUCGCUUGGAUGUUCAACUUGAGGGGAAGUGAUAUCGCAUACAACCCUGUCUUCUUUGCCUACGCCAUACUCACACCCGACGAUUGCAACCUAUUUGUCAAUGCAAAAUGUCUUUCCGAGCCCAUCCGGGACUACCUUCACAAGAACAAUGUGUCCAUCCUCGAUUACGAGAAGGUUUGGCCUCACCUCAAGACACUGGGAGAGCGGACGAAGGAAUCUAGAGCACAAAAGGCCAAGGAGGAGGAAGAGAAAGGCUCUACAGGACCUAAGGAGAUUACACUGCCGGACGGAGAAAAGAUUAUCAAGACUGACAAGGUGUUGGUUGGAAAAAAGACGAGUUGGGCGGUCGUUCGGGUUCUCGGCGAGGAAAAUGUUGAAGUGCGACGAUCGUUUGUGGAGGAUGAAAAGGCGAAGAAGAAUGCUACCGAGAUUGAGGGAUUCAGACAGUGCAACAUCCGGGAUGGAGCGGCCUUGUGUCGAUACUUUGCAUGGCUAGAAGAAGAGCUCAGUAAAGGUGCAAAGUUGACAGAAUACUCGGCCGCAAAGGAGUUGGAGAAUUUUAGGAAGCAGAACGAAAAGUUCAUGGGAUUGUCAUUCAGCACCAUCUCAUCUACCGGACCCAAUGCUGCCGUCAUCCACUACGAAGCUACCGAAAAUGACACGGCGGUGAUUGAUCCUAACCAGAUCUACCUGUGCGACUCUGGAGCGCAGUACCUUGAUGGUACCACUGAUACCACUCGGACGAUGCACUUUGGCACACCGACAGAAGAGGAGAAGUUGGCCAACACGCGAGUCCUACAAGGGCACAUUGCGCUCGACCGAGCAGUCUUCCCGAAGGGCACGUCAGGCUUCGUUCUCGACGCUAUAGCCCGUAUACCUUUGUGGCAGGAUGGUUUAGACUUCCGACAUGGCACUGGACACGGCGUCGGUCAUUUCCUUAAUGUCCACGAAGGACCUCAGGGUAUUUCACCCCGGCCAACAACCCUCGACAUUGCCCUCAAGGAAGGCAUGGUCAUCUCGAAUGAACCUGGAUACUACGCCGAUGGCAAAUUUGGAAUCCGAAUCGAGAAUGUCUUUGCGGUAAAGCGGGCCAAUACCAGAGAGAACUUUGGUGGCAAGGGCUACUUGGAGUUUGAGCACUUCACAAUGGUCCCGAUGCAGACUAAGCUCGUCCAGCACGACUUAUUAGCCCCCAUCGAGAAGAAGUGGUUGAACGAUUACCAUGCGGAGGUCUUGGAAAAGGUUACUCCUGUUCUCAAGUCUUUCGGCGAUGACCGGGCGCUCAAGUGGCUGGAGAGGGAGUGUAAGGCGAUCUGA
Messenger RNA from Kockovaella imperatae, 1920 nucleotides. RefSeq names its product peptidase M24, structural domain-containing protein. Gene Ontology annotation, molecular function: metalloaminopeptidase activity. NCBI's taxonomy places the organism in Eukaryota, Fungi, Basidiomycota, Tremellomycetes, Tremellales, Cuniculitremaceae. The record is from RefSeq and is a predicted model, not a curated record. The coding region runs from base 1 to 1920 and encodes 639 amino acids. The transcript is spliced from 16 exons.